Oncorhynchus mykiss (rainbow trout) is the source of this 5751-nucleotide messenger RNA. The record is from RefSeq and is a predicted model, not a curated record. NCBI's taxonomy places the organism in Eukaryota, Metazoa, Chordata, Actinopteri, Salmoniformes, Salmonidae.
UUGCUUCCCGAUAUCCAACAGCUCCUUAAUAAUCUGAAUCCACUGCCUGCCGCCGUGUAGCCCCUGAUUCCUGGCCAGAUAUUUCUGCCGUGCCUGGUAACCCGGGCCAGCCAGAGGGUCCUUCUCGUUAAUAGCUGAUGUAAAGAAGGAGCUUUAUCCAAAACCAGGGGUCUGAAACCGGAGACGGGGAGCUGUUGGUUACCUUAGCCCCAGAGAGAUGAAUCUUCGUGGGCCAUCUGCCCACCCGGGGGCCCGUAGGGGCCAGGAUCCGGGCUGGAGAAGAUCAUGGGAACCGUCCCAUUGGGACGGACUCAUGUCUGAAGUGGAGGUGGUGCCACGACAUACCGGUCUUACGGGAUGUAACCCUCCUCGGCAACAGAGCGCCAGAGAUGGAGGGAGCCACAGCCAGAAUCUAGACAGGUGUUUGCAGGAGUUGGAGAGAGUGCAGUGUCAGACCUAUUUUAAAGGAGGAAGCCCAGUUAGCCUUCCUGGCCAAGUGCAGUGUCAGACCUAUUUUAAAGGAGGAAGCCCAGUUAGCAGUCCUGGCCAAGUGUCCAAGGUAGAGCUUGUGCCUCCAUCUCCCCCUCAACUUACCCCUGCUCGUACCCCUCGGCCGCACAGCGCCAUCGAGGGAAGACGUCAGAUGAACGAGUGGCUGUAUGAGUUGGAGAAGAUGCAGAGUGGGGACUAUUUUGACGGAAGCCCCACUGACAGCCCAGAGGUUGAGCCCCAUCCGAAGGUUCAUUUGGGUCGUACCCCUCGCCCGCAGAGCGCCAUCGAGGGAGGUAGCCAGAAUCUAGACAGGUGGUUACAGGAGCUGGAGAGGAUGGAGAACGGGAGAUAUUUCGGAAACCCUGACCGAGUGCAGAGAGAUCAAGUGCAGGCCCCUUUCUACGACGGGACAGCGUCGAUGCCAACCCUUCACAAGGAACCCGUUGGCUCUGGCCUGCGUCACCACUACCAGGGCCUCCCCUCGUCCCCAUCUCUCUGCAGCCGGGACAGGGACCUCUCCCCCUGUGGGACUCCCAGCCCGUGUGACAGUUCCCUGGGCAGCCAGGAGUCCCUCAAGGCAGGAUUGUCCUCUGCCCAGGACUACAACGGUAGCUGGGAAAGGGCUAUAAUCAAGCAGGCUCCAGGGAAGGAGGAGGCUAAACUCAGCUCUCUGACUCCGGUGAGAGUGGGCUGGCUGCCCAUCCAGAGAAGGGCCCUGUUGAGGGAUGCUCCAGGCCCUGGACCCAGACAUCCACACCUUCAGGUCAAUGUAGCCAGACAGGUGAGACUUAAACCGGCCAUUACCCCUACCUUCCGGAAGAAUCCUGUCAGGGGAAACGUGAUCAAACCUGUAGUAGAGGGAGAGGUGGAGAAAGUGGAGUGGAGUAAACCGAUCAUUAACACUGUGGGGCUCAGAACGAGGUGGCUUCCUGACCAGGCUCCUUCCCCCAGUACUCAACACCAGGUCUCAGGCAAGGAAAGCUCAGUCCCAAGGGAGAGGGACAACAGGUCUUUAGGUUGGCAGGAUCAGAGGAGAAGUUGGGCUAGCAGGACAACAUCCCACCUCAGUGGUAGUGGGACUCCUACCCAGUCUAACAACUCCCUACCCGGGGCUAACACUAACUCAGAGCCUGCCAGGAAGAGCCCUCUACACAGUACAACCAGCAACAACCAACAGCCUUCACACACUGAGGUUCCACCCUAUGGUACCAGCUCACAGUCUCCUGGAAUCCAACCUGGGGACGACUCAGACUCAGAACCCUGCUGGAGAUCUUCUCUACACAGGACCAACAGCUUCCAAACGUCUUCUCCCUCGACGAUCAGGCCAACAGUCCAAAAUAAUCCUUCACACACUGAGAUAACCCCCUCUGGAACCAAAUCUGCACCGUACAGGAGCAACAACCCUCUAUGUAGGACAAACAGCGUCCAACAGAAACCCUCACACGCUGAGUUAACUCCUUAUAGAACCAGCUCAGAGCCUUACAGAGCAACCUCUCUACAAAAACGAACAAGUUGUCUUCCACAAACUUCUCCUGCUGGGGUAGUAUCACCCCCGGCCCCUAGGACCACUACAGGUGCUACCAUCGUCCUGAAGACAACUACACCAGCCUUCUCCUCCAUUACCAUCGCCACCAAGAAGAUCUCCAGGACGACAAGCCUCCCUGGGUCUAGACCUCUGAGCCCUGGAUCUAGAGCCCCCAGACCCCAGAGCUACCACUCUGACGAGGCCAGGGUCCCAGGCUAUAAAGCCCCUAGGCCCCAGAGCUACCACUGCGACGAGGCCAUAGUCCCAGGCUAUAAAACCCCCAGGCCCCAGAGCUACCACUGCGACGAGGCCAGAGUCCCAGGCUAUAAAACCCCUAGGCCCCAGAGCUACCACUGCGACGAGGCCAGGGUCCCAGGCUAUAAAACCCCCAGGCCCCAGAGCUACCACACAAACCAGUCCAGACUCUCCACCACAUGCACCUCUGUCACCCAGCAGGACCAGGUCCAUCACCACCACCCCACCGGCAACGACCCCAGCUCCACCCCUGUCACCCUCAGGAGAAAGUCCACCGCCACCAUAGUCAAAGUGACCGAGCACAGAAGGAUGACCUCUGAACCUGUCAACCGACUGAACGGAAGGCAGAGCCCUGUUUCAUCUGUGUCAGGUGACCAACCAAAUGAUCAGGGCACGGCGGUUCACAGGAGAAAAGCCACCGUCAUAAAAGUGACCGAGCACAGAGAGAGCUACAGCCCAGGUCAGGAUGCCAGUGGUGUGAUCAGAAGCAGCAGUAGACCGUCAGAGUACAGACACAGUUACACAGAGGGAGUGUACACACACAAAUCCCCGUGGCAACAAUCCCCGUGGCAACAAGGAGCCAUGAAUUCAAACAUGAACUCUGUGGAAUCACUCCAGAGUACCCCUCCCUCCCAGUACCUUCUAGAAUCAUCUAUGGGCAGGAUAGACAGGCCCAACUCUGCUCUGUUCCUGACUCCAAACAAGUCCACCUCAACCACUACAGUUGCUCUGAGGGACCCAGAAGGAAGCAGAGGUGGAGGGAAGCCAAUACAGAAGUCUACCCUGAUGCUGUUCAUAAACCCCUCUUCUCCCUCUUCCAGAGAGACAUCCAUAGAGAAGGUUGGUGUAGAGAGAGGAGGCGAAGAGAGACGGGCUCGGGACAGAGCCAGAAGACCAGCGAGCUGCUAUGCUAAUGUGUUUGGCCACACUGACCCGACAGAGCCAUGCCCAGUCUCAGAGACUGUUACUGUUACACAAGCUGGACCUGGGAACUGGAGCCCAGAGUCUGUUACACAAGCUGGACCCGGGAACUGGAGCCCAGAGACUGUUACACAAGCUGGACCCGGGAACUGGAGCCCAGAGACUGUUACACAAGCUGGACCCAGGAACUGGAGCCCAGAGACUGUUACACAAGCUGGACCCGGGAACUGGAGCCCAGAGACUGUUACACAAGCUGGACCCGGGAACUGGAGCCCAGAGACUGUUACACAAGCUGGACCCGGGAACUGGAGCCCAGAGACUGUUACACAAGCUGGACCCGGGAACUGGAGCCCAGAGACUGUUACACAAGCUGGACCCGGGAACUGGAGCCCAGAGACUGUUACACAAGCUGGACCCAGGAACUGGAGCCCAGUGACUGUUACACAAGCUGGACCCGGGAUCUGGAGCCCAGAGACUGUUACACAAGCUGGACCCGGGAACUGGAGCCCAGAGACUGUUACUGUUACACAAACUGGACCCAGGAACUGGAGCCCAAAGACUGUUACACAAGCUGGACCCGGGAACUGGAGCCCAGAGACUGUUACACAAGCUGGACCCAGGAACUGGAGCCCAGAGACUGUUACACAAGCUGGACCCAGGAACUGGAGCACAGAGACUGUUACACAAGCUGGACCCGGGAACUGGAGCCCAGAGACUGUUACACAAGCUGGACCCGGGAACUGGAGCCCAGAGACUGUUACACAAGCUGGACCCGGGAACUGGAGCCCAGAGACUGUUACACAAGCUGGACCCGGGCAUUGGAGCAUGGGACAUCCUAACCAGACCCAGAAUUCUAAUAUUGACCCAGUGAGGGACCGGGUCAAGGACACUGCUACCAGCAACAGUAGAUUAAACACUGGAUCUUCUAGCUCUUCCAUCAGUGCUGGACCAGCAGGCAGGGACAGGGAGAUGUGUCCCCCAGAGACAGAGUCCUCCAGACCAGAGGGAAGAGGGACUGAGAGAGAAGGAGAUGUAACACAUCAUUCACACCAGGCAGAUGCCAGGAGCAGCCAACCACAACCUCCAGCUAUCACUCUCAUCAAGCACCAAGAGCCCCAGUCACAUCAGCAGUCUCCCGAGGCUGUCCUGGCCCUCAACGCUGCCGCCGUCAUAGCUCAUAUCAAACUCCAGAGACAACUGAGCCUGAGGAAGGCAACACCACAUGACCUUUCUACAAGGUCACCCACCACACCAGAGGAGGGAAAAACACUGGUGAAGGAUGCUGGUGGUUGUGUGCGACCCAGGACUGAUGACAACAGACUAGACCCUGGUGAGACCACCAGAACCACACAUCACACAACCCAGAUUGAUGUUGGGUUUAUUCCCCUGAAUUCUGACUCUGACCCGGAAACAAGCAAAGCCAACAUUCCAUCACCCAGGGAGGCUCUGGAGCGAUCCAGACCACACUUCAUCAGUCGCUCUCAGGGCAGACUGAGAGAGAUGGAGAGGCGGGCGGAAGAGAGGAGGGAGGAGAGGCGCUCUGACCACCAGCCAGAGGAGACGAUGCUGAUGCACCAUGGAGGACACAGCACCAGAACCAGUCCUCUCAGUGAUAACCUUUUCCGACCCAGAGAUAGAGCCAUUACAGGGAAGGAGAUGCACCUCAGAACCAGGCAGAACUAUAAAAAUCUGCCGGAGGUGAGGAGGAAACAGGAGGAAGAGAAGAGGAGGGAGGACUACCUGACUAACAGGCUGAGAGCAGAUCUCUUCAAAAAGAAACUGUUAGAACAGAUCCUUCAAAGGGCUAGACACUGAGUGAAGCCAAGGAUGAAUGGUCCGAACGUACGGGAUCUCCCCCCCUCCUUCCAGCAUACUGCCCUGCUUUGAGAGACCCAACAACCAUCAAGACGGACUGACGAUUAUCCCAACGACAGCUUUAAUACACAUUAUAAUUGAGCAACAUCAUUGAAAAAAGAUAAACAAAUUUUAAACAAUUUGUAGUGAAAAUGUGUGUCAUUAGAAAUGAAACAAAACGAUGUAUGUUAUAAUGUUCCACCAUUUUAAUGAUAACGUCUUUCCUCAUCAUAAUACUGCUGUUUAUGAUCCAAAAACCCUGUUUGGUUCACAGAAGCACACUGUGUUUUACUGCUCCUGAGCCAAUCAAAUCGAAUCCUACUGAGAGCUCCAAUGAAUGUCCGUCUGCUUGACCAGAAUCUUUCUGAGGGUGUGUAGAAUACCGGUUUAGUUGUGGGAUUACAAUGUAACGAAUGUUGUUGUUCUAUGUUAUCUAUGUUAUCUAUGUUAUCUAUGCAUAUGGACUGUGUACUGUAUUGAAGCCUUCCAUAAAAAAACUGUAUCGUUGGCUCCACUAAAUGUUGUUCUUCUAUGUUAUCUAUGUUGUCUAUGUUAUCUAUGCAUCCUGCUUGUUUAUAUUAUUCGUAUUGAUUUAGCUAGGCAGGUAAAUCAAAUCAAAUGUAUUUAUAUAGCCCUUCGUACAUCAGCUGAUAUCUCAAAGUGCAGUACAGAAACUCAGCCUAAAACCCAAAACCAGCAAGCAA